Molecule: messenger RNA, 334 nt
Organism: Nezara viridula (southern green stink bug)
Lineage: Eukaryota; Metazoa; Arthropoda; Insecta; Hemiptera; Pentatomidae
Source: the annotation of a GenBank genome assembly
UUAAAUAUUAAAUGCUUUAUUAUCUCCAAAGAGAUAAGAUAUUAAAUAUAAAAACAUUGAAUGGUCGCUCAUGAAUUUCAGUUUUUGAUUAAUCUGCAUAAUGAAGCUCCCUUGCUUACUUUUGCUGACUGUUAUCAUCGCCAUCUCUUUUGAUCUGACGUUGGCCGCGAGAACUACAAGAAAUCCCCCUGGAUAUUUCCGCUGUGUCGGCUUUUUCAACAGGUGUUGUCCACUCGACAGAUAUUGCUGCAUAAAUAAUCUCUAUUGCUGUCGAACAGGAAGUACCUUCGCUGCUAUAAUAUGUUGAAAUUUUGUAUUUGUAUCACAAAGGAAC